GGUUGUGGAGUCUCCUUCUCUGGUGGCUUCCAAACCCCACCUGGAUGUGUUCCUCUGUAUCCUGCCCUGGAUAAUCCUUCUUUUUGUCAGGAGGCUUGGACUCUGCUCUCUCAAAGUCCCUUCCAAACCCGCUCACUCCAUGAACUCUUCGCUGAUGUGACGUUCUCCUUCCACCCAACCCAGGUUGCGUGACCAUGACCAACCCCCUGCCUCCUCCUGGGGGUGAAAACUGCUACUACAUCCUAACAGAAGACUGUGCCUAUGGCAGCAAGUACUUCCCAGCAGGAAACAUGUGCUUCUGCAGUGAGAGAAGUUACCUCCAAAACUUCACCGAGGACCACAGCCCCCCUGCUUGCUUCUUGAAGGUCACCGUGCUGGAUGACAGCUCCGUCGUCACCAUCAACGUGGGGACUCUGCAGCCUGUACCCCGGGAGAUGGUCUCCUUCCUCCUGGCUGUCAGCAGCCCCAAUGAACGUUUGAACUCUUUUUUGGAGAGGUUGAGUCUUGAAGCAGCUCUGGGGGCUGUCCCGGGGCAGAGGGUGAUGGUGGAGGUGGAAGGGAAACGUUUCCCCGGGAUCAUCCGCUACGUCGGGAGCCUCGGCAGAAAGGUGGCGGCAGCCGCGCUGUCACCCGUCUUCUUUGGGGUGGAGUUGCAGGGUGAGGGUGAAAACAGAGGGCGCAGCGACGGGUCGUACCAUGGCACUGAGUAUUUCAGGUGCAAACAGAACUGUGGGGUCUUCCUGCCCUUUAGCAGGCUCCAGUUUAUCCCCCUGCAGGAUAAGGAGUCUGGAAACCAGAAAGCAAAACUGGAGAUGGAAGAGGAGGUUCCUGUGAAAGUGGGAGAUGCAGUCAGCUUCUACGUGGAUGAGGUCCUCACAAAAGGAGUCGCCAUGGCAGUGUACAGGGAGGGAAACCAAUGGUUUGUUAAAGUUUGUCCAGAAGAAGAAGGAACCACUGACAUUUUCAGAGAAAUCCCUAUGGACUCAGUUGUGAAGGAAAGCUUGCAAAGUUUGUUUUCACCCUUUGAGUCCGACGUGGGCUUGGGACACCCAAACCAACUGCAGCAAGAGAUGAGUGAGAGCGCUGAGGAGUGUGAAGGUGGGAAUUCCUCCCUGGAGGUGAACUCCAUGGUCCAGAUCACUUUGGACAAGGGAAAUCAAGUUUCAGGAAUCAUCCGCUGGUUGGGAUACCUGCCCCAAAUCAAGCACAAAAUGGCAGGAGUUGAGCUGGAUGAAGAUAAAGGGGUGACUGCUGGGGAAUGGUUGGGAAAAUACUACUUCCACUGUGCUCCCAAACGUGGGCUCUUCGUGAAGCUGCAGUCCUGCCAGCCCGACGUUCGCUUCCAGCGUGUGCCUGACGGCCACCUGGGCCUCGUGGAUUAUGGAAAGCAAGAAGUUCUUCUCCAGGCUCCAGAAAGUUUUCCUCCCCUCAGGAAUGAAGCAGCAGUGCAGGUUCUGCAAGGGAGGAUGAAGGGGAUCCAAGGCCACUGUAAUUCCUGCUAUAUAGAUGUAACCCUCUUCAGCCUCUUCUCCUGUACAUCUGUGGUGGACUCCAUGCUCUUCAAGCCCUCCCCACUCUGUGACAGGAAUGUUCAGAGCAUUCUACGGGAUGAGAUUGUUAAUCCACUCAGGAAGAAUGGUUUCGUCCUGGCUAGGAGUGUGAUGCACCUCAGGGAGCAACUGACUGAAAAGGGAGAGUGUUCAAGCUUUACCAAUGCUGAGAAAGAUCCUGAGGAGUUCCUCAAUCUCAUCAUGCACCAGAUCCUGGGAAUAGAGCCACUCUUGAGACUGCAGUCAGGACGCCAGAAGGAGCAGGACUGUUACUGUUACCAGAUAUUUAUGGACAAACAGGAGGAUCUGGUGGUUCCUGAUGUGCAGCAGUUAGUGGAACGCUCGUUCCUCUCCUCUGACCUGAAGCUAGUGGAGAUCCCAUCUUGCUUCAUUAUCCAAAUGCCACGUUUUGGGAAGGAAUAUAAAAUGUUCAGCAAAAUCAUUCCUUCCUUGGAGCUGGAUAUAACGGAUCUGCUGCUUGACAGUCCCAGGGAGUGCUGCGUGUGCGGCGACGUCGCCAGCCUGGAGUGUUCCCAGUGCUUCAGAGACAAAGUGUUUGCAGCCACGGGCCUGAAGCAGUUCUGCAGCUCCUGCUCCAGACAGGUUCAUUCCCACCACUGCCGCAGAUCCCACAAUCCCACCAAGCUCCACAUCCCAGAAGAGUUCCACACCCGGAGCCCUCCUGGCAGCCAACGAGUCCCACAUGAGAAGAUGGAGCUCUUUGCAGUGCUCUGCAUUGAGACCAGUCACUAUGUCUCCUUUGUGAAAUAUGGCCCUGGGAAGGAGCACUGGAUGUUCUUUGACAGCAUGGCAGACAGGCAUGGUGAUGAAAAUGGCUUCAACAUUCCCAUGGUAACCCUGUGCCCUGAAGUUGCCAAAUACCUGGAUUUGCCCCUCUCUGUCCUGGCUCUGGAGCAACCUCGGGACAUGGAUGGAGUGGCCAAACGCCUCUUCUGUGAUGCCUACAUGUACCUGUACCAGAGCAAGAAGAUGGCACUUUACAAAUGAUUCUGUCUUGGGAUGGUGCCACAAGAGCAGCAAAGACACCAGAAACAUGAGCUUGGAUCAACUUUCCAGCUCAGAACCAGUGAAAGCAGCUGAGUCCUGGUACAACAAGCUUGCACUUCUGCUUUUUCUUAUUUUUUCCAGGGUCUGGACAUACCAACCUGCCUGGGUUUGUUAAAUCCUGUCCCUGGCUUCCUGCAGACCUGGGUUCUGAAUUAUUUACACAUUCAUUUUCAUUUCUCACCUUCCCUUUCCCCAGGCAGCUCUGCUCUACCUCAACAGAUCCAUCCCUCCAAAACAUCCCUCUCUCCCUACCAGCCCUUCCCCAAAAAGCUGAAGCCCAGCAGCUCAUCAAAACAGAAGCAUUUAUCCACAGGUUUGCCAAGAGCAGGGGAUGACCCAAGCUUCAUCCUUGCUUUGGGAGGAUGAGGUUGUGAGGUCCACAUCCUGACAUGGACCCUGAGGAGUGACAGAACCAGGAGGUACAACCUGCAGUGAUGUGCUGAGGAUGAUGGCUCUUCAUGAAGCCUGGGAUGUGACCCCACAAAGCUGGAUCCUUGAAUUGUCUGCACUUCCAAACUCUGGCACUUUCACUCACCUUAUUUUCAACCACCUUGAACUGUAAAUGCACUUUAAAAAAAUCCAGAUUUUUGCUAAAUCCUGUCCCUGGCCUGAUCAAGUGAUAGUUUGUACUUCCUGCAGACCUGGGUUCUGAAUUAUUUACACAUUCAUUUUCAUUUCUCACCUUCCCUUUCCCCAGGCAGCUCUGCUCUACCUCAACAGUUCCACCCCUCUCUCCCUACCAUCCCUUCCUCAAAAAGCUGAAGCCCAGCUGCUCAUAAAAAC
Messenger RNA from Calypte anna (Anna's hummingbird), 3401 nucleotides. RefSeq names its product ubiquitin carboxyl-terminal hydrolase CYLD. The record is from RefSeq and is a predicted model, not a curated record. The transcript has 14 exons. Gene Ontology annotation, molecular function: cysteine-type deubiquitinase activity; K63-linked deubiquitinase activity. The coding region runs from base 195 to 2558 and encodes 787 amino acids. Gene Ontology annotation, cellular component: cytosol. Gene Ontology annotation, biological process: protein K63-linked deubiquitination. NCBI's taxonomy places the organism in Eukaryota, Metazoa, Chordata, Aves, Apodiformes, Trochilidae.